Messenger RNA from Rhipicephalus sanguineus (brown dog tick), 957 nucleotides. Its product is annotated as N-acetylglucosamine-1-phosphotransferase subunit gamma. The record is from RefSeq and is a predicted model, not a curated record. The transcript is spliced from 5 exons. Gene Ontology annotation, cellular component: Golgi apparatus. NCBI's taxonomy places the organism in Eukaryota, Metazoa, Arthropoda, Arachnida, Ixodida, Ixodidae. The coding region runs from base 293 to 811 and encodes 172 amino acids.
UACGAAAGAAAUAGGAUACAACAGCAACAAAUUGUGCUACAAGCAUGCUCACGCUGUGAGCACAGCCUUGAUUUAUUCGAUCGAUUUCCUCUUGAGCCGAAAAUUUUUCAGCCAGCUUUACGACCAGCCUUAGACGAGUUCGCCGCGCUCGUCCGAGAAAAAGUAACGGGCUUGUCAGCUGAUAAAAACACAUGACGGCUGAUAAAACCGAGCGCUUUUCGUUGUGUGCGUGCCACCAUGAGGUCUUCGACGAAUACUUCUUAAAGCCGCGCUUCAGAACACCAGCUCUGAAAUGAAGCGUACCGCUACGAUCAGGCAAGCGUGCCACGAGCGGUGUUCCGUAGGAGCCCGUUUCACGCACAGCGUCGUGUUGCUACUGCUAAUUCUAGAUGUGGUCCCACGUGCGUCGGGAGGCACCGUGCCCAUGCGAAUUGUGAAGCAAGCGAGCGGCUUUGACGGAGCGUUCGCGGUGCACGGACAACAGCAUCGGCAGCGAGCGGACCGCGCGACACCGCGACCCUUCGCGGGACCCGAACACCUGAGGCCCUUGCUGGGUCGGUGCUUCAGUCGCACGGCUGCGGGGUAUCGUUACACCCUGUGUCCAUUUGACAACGUCACGCAAGCUGAAGAGAGUGCCCGUUGGAACGCCUACAGCGGCGUUUUAGGUGUCUGGCAAGGAUGGUCGGCUGCCAACGGGAGCCUCAGCGGCAUGCACUACGGCAACGGCGACAGCUGCGGAACGCUCAACCGCUCAGUUGAGGUGCGGCUUAUCUGCGGUCAUCCUCGAAACGUUCCUGGUGGACGUGAGUGAGCCCGAGCGUUGCCGCUACGCCAUGGUGCUGAGCACCCCGCUGGUGUGCCACCCGGAUUCGCUGCUUGUCUGGCCCGCCCUGUCCGACCAGCAGAGGCAGCGAUGGAGCCUGGCGGACAGUCGGCUGUACUCUGAGGAAACCACUC